Messenger RNA from Impatiens glandulifera, 788 nucleotides. RefSeq names its product transmembrane ascorbate ferrireductase 2-like. The transcript is spliced from 4 exons. The record is from RefSeq and is a predicted model, not a curated record. Gene Ontology annotation, molecular function: oxidoreductase activity. Bases 50 to 742 code for a protein of 230 amino acids. NCBI's taxonomy places the organism in Eukaryota, Viridiplantae, Streptophyta, Magnoliopsida, Ericales, Balsaminaceae.
AGGAUUGCAUCUUCCUCGAACUAUAUAGAUAGAUAGAUAGAUAUUCUCAAUGGCGGUUCCAGCGGUCGACUUUCCGAUCGUAUUCGUAGUGAGAGUCAUCGGGACCAUAGUCACCGCCCUGGUUCUUAUUUGGACAGUGCAUUUCAGAGGAGGAUUAGCUCUCGUAUCCGAUAACAAGGAUCUCAUUUUCAAUGUACAUCCUGUUCUAAUGGUUUUUGGGCUUGUUAUAUUGAACGGCGAAGCCAUUCUAGCAUACAAAUCAGUUUCAGGAACAAGGAGCUUUAAAAAACUAGUACAUCUCGUAUUACAGAUGAUUGCAUUCUGCUUGAGCCUAAUUGGUGGAUGGGCUGCUCUGAAAUUUCACAAUGACAAGGGAAUCGACAACUUCUACAGCCUUCACUCAUGGCUAGGUCUUGCUUGUCUUUUCUUAUUUGGUCUUCAAUGGGCAGCUGGCUUUGUAACAUUUUGGUAUCCUGGUGGGUCUGGAAAGACCAGAUCCAGCCUCUUGCCCUGGCAUGUCUUUCUUGGUGGUUUUAUUUAUGUAUUGGCUGUGGUUACUUGCAUAACGGGUAUUCUUGAAAAGGCUACCUUCCUACAGGGAAGCAAGGUCAUAUCUCGCUAUUCCAACGAGGCUAUUCUACUCAACUGUCUUGGAGUGUUGAUUUUUGUUCUUGGAGGGUUUGUUAUUCUUGCACUUAUUGCUCCUUUAACAGCUAGUAAACGACUCCCUCUGAAAGAAUAGUAGUAAGUAGUUUAAGUUGGUCAGAUCAACAAUAUCAUAUCACUAG